This is a messenger RNA of Eublepharis macularius, 1740 nucleotides long. RefSeq names its product interleukin-27 subunit beta-like. Gene Ontology annotation, biological process: cytokine-mediated signaling pathway. Bases 228 to 1169 code for a protein of 313 amino acids. Gene Ontology annotation, cellular component: membrane; external side of plasma membrane. Gene Ontology annotation, molecular function: cytokine receptor activity; protein binding. The transcript has 7 exons. NCBI's taxonomy places the organism in Eukaryota, Metazoa, Chordata, Lepidosauria, Squamata, Eublepharidae. The record is from RefSeq and is a predicted model, not a curated record.
CACUCAUCUGUUGGAAAUCAGCCCUUCUCCUGGGGAAAAAAGCUUCCUGUAACUUCCAGAACAAGCUCUGCAGAUAGUGAAGAAACCAAAAGACGCCGCUGGACUGGGAGAGUCAGGCAGAGUUCCUGAGACCCCCUUCCCCUGCGCAGGAGCACCAAACUCUCUGUGUCUGAUUCUUUCAGACGGAGUUGUAAGCAGUGCAAAAAUCUCGCUCCCUGGUGUUGGAUAUGCCGUGGCUCCUGAUGCUGACGCUGCUCCUGCCUACGUGUUCUGCUUCAUACAAAGGCCCCACUGGGCUCAGCAAAGAGGAAGGAGAUCUCCUGGACCGGCAAUAUGCUGCUCUAGGGCUUGCCGAAGUGGUCUUGCAGUGCCCCAUCCCAGAAGGUGUAUCCAUGGUGGAGUGGCAAAAGAAUGGCAUAGCAGGGCCCAUUUUGAAAGCAUCAGUGCAAGAAGAUGGCAAACUGGCCCUGUGGAACACCAGCCUGUCUCAGGAGGGAGAAUACAGUUGCCACGAUCCCGCGACGGGGCAGGCGCUGCACAGAGUUCAUCUGAAGCUGGGCUAUCCACCAGAGAAACCUUCUGUCCAGUGCCUGUCCAGCAGCUACGCCAGCGCUGUCCGUUGCGCCUGGAAACUGGAAACAGAGACUCACUUGGACACUUGGUUCGUCACCACUUACAGGCACGGCAUGGAUGGAGAGGAGCGUGACUGUGUGCAGCCGGGAACAGGGACCAACAGCUGCUCCAUCGCUGACGUGCAACUGUUCUCCAUCGUCCCCUACGUGUUGAACGUGACAGCCGUGAACCCUCUGGGAACCGCGACCAAACUUUCCCCCUUCCUUAUCAGUCAGAUCAUCAAGCCAGAUCCUCCAGAAGACUUGAAGGUGUCUGUGAUCCCGAGAGUGAGUAGGAAGCUACGUUUGGAAUGGAAGCCUCCCAGCUCCUGGCUGUUUCCUGAGUACUUCCCCCUCAAGUACGUGAUCCGUUACUCGAGGGACGGGAUGAACAGCAGCAAAACGACCCGGCCUUCCGAGCAAACCUCAUUCGUCUUGACGGGGAUCCGUCCAGGAACCACGUACCAUGUCCAAGUGGCUGCAAAAGACGACCUCGAUAAUGGCGAAUGCAGCGCCUGGAGCUCCCCAGCCUCUGGAACAGCCUGGAUGCCCCCGUGAUGGGAUGAGAGAGCAGCUCAGGUCUCCUGGCUCUCACGUUUGUGCCUCCCCCCGCCCCCCCAUAAGCAUGGCCAAGACUAUUCUGUGGUUCUGUCUCUGUGGGAUCCACACAAAAUUUGACCGGAAAAAAAUCCAAGUUUCCCAUAGGGAAACCUCUCUUUCCUUCUGUCUGUCAAACUAGUUUCUAGGCCCUAUGGCCCCAGAGCUAAGUUUUAAAAAACGAGCAAGCAGGGCUCAACUGCCACACGUGGAACUAAUAAAUAUAGCAGAAUCUAUGAUGUCUUUUAAAAAUAGUAACAAAAUAGCUUCAGCAGCUUUGAAUCAAAUUCCCUGAUUUUUCAUUCCUGUUUUGGCAAACCUGAGCAACACCUUUGCAGAGCUCUUCAUGGACCUUGUGCUGCCUGUACUUGCAGUCCAUGUGCAGAGAAACACUAACAGUCCAUCUCACCUCUCGACUAUGUCAUGCCUUGGCAAAGAUCUGUCCUUAGGGUUUUGAGAGAUGUUCGGUUUUGAACUGGACACUCCGGGGUUUGUGCUUGCUGUCUGGAAAAUAAAUUUAGAAAAGACCCGA